AUGCCCUUCACAAUCCUCCCACCCGCGCCCGCCGUCCCCUACAACCACCCACACCACCACGCCCCCUCCUCCGAUGACGCCUUCUCCUCCGCCGACGAAAUGGACAUCGACACCGCCGCCUCCCGCCCCACCAAACGCGCCCGCCUCUCCCGCUCACUCGUCACGCCCGGCGAAACCGUAACCUCUGACCCCCAAUGGAUGCGCGGCCACGGGACCUACAUCCCCGGGGACUCGACCUCAAUCGUCAGCACCGUCGCGGGCACCGUGCUCAAAACCAACAAGCUGCUCUCCAUCACGCCGCUGCGGGCGCGCUAUACGCCUGAGAUCGGCGACCUGGUGAUAGGGCGGAUUGCCGAAGUGCAGAGUCGGCGGUGGAGGGUCGAUAUUAGCGCACCGUUGCUGGGGGCGCUGCCGCUUAGUGCGAUUAACUUGCCCGGAGGCAUUCUGAGGAAGAGGACUGCGGUCGAUGAGCUGAAUAUGCGGGCGUUUUUCUCGGAGGGGGAUUUGUUGGUUGCGGAAGUGCAGUCGGUGUUUGCGGAUGGGAGCGCGUCGUUGCAUACACGCUCGCUUAAGUAUGGCAAGCUGCGUAAUGGGUACUUCAUGGCUGUCUCCGGUACGGGUGGCUCCCGGCGUGGUGGCGUGGCGCGGAGUCGGCGGCAGGUCUUCAGCUUGGCGACCGCGAGGGGGGGCGGGGAGGUGGAUGUCGUACUGGGUGUGAACGGGUUCAUCUGGAUUGCGAGGCAUGUGGAGCAGGCUAAGGAUGUGGCGGUCACGAGGCUGGAGGAGAGUGUAAGUUUGAGUAUCUAUUCAAGUCAGAAUGAUGAGAUUGGGCCGCAAACACGACGGGAGAUUGCAAGGGUGGCUGGAUGCAUCAGGGUGCUGGUUGAAGCGGGGGCGAGGGUAGACGAAGAUAUGGUCGUGAGGGCGUACGAGGCAAGUCUGGAACUGGAGUUUGAGACUGAGGGGGGGGAGGACGCCGGGAGUGAGUUUCUCGGUGGGGAGAGAGGGAAGCGGAUCGUAGAAGUAGCGUUGGGUUCAGCGCCUUCAUAA
This is a messenger RNA of Coniosporium apollinis CBS 100218, 1050 nucleotides long. RefSeq lists its product as uncharacterized. NCBI's taxonomy places the organism in Eukaryota, Fungi, Ascomycota, Dothideomycetes. Gene Ontology annotation, cellular component: nuclear exosome (RNase complex); cytoplasmic exosome (RNase complex). The record is from RefSeq and is a predicted model, not a curated record. The transcript has a single exon. Gene Ontology annotation, molecular function: RNA binding. The coding region runs from base 1 to 1050 and encodes 349 amino acids. Gene Ontology annotation, biological process: poly(A)-dependent snoRNA 3'-end processing; TRAMP-dependent tRNA surveillance pathway; exonucleolytic trimming to generate mature 3'-end of 5.8S rRNA from tricistronic rRNA transcript (SSU-rRNA, 5.8S rRNA, LSU-rRNA).